This is a messenger RNA of Carassius auratus (goldfish), 2079 nucleotides long. Its product is annotated as RNA-binding motif, single-stranded-interacting protein 1-like. The transcript is spliced from 14 exons. Gene Ontology annotation, molecular function: RNA binding. Gene Ontology annotation, cellular component: ribonucleoprotein complex. NCBI's taxonomy places the organism in Eukaryota, Metazoa, Chordata, Actinopteri, Cypriniformes, Cyprinidae. The record is from RefSeq and is a predicted model, not a curated record. Bases 273 to 1466 code for a protein of 397 amino acids.
AGAAGUCACCGCAGAUCAAUGAACUGAGCGAAACAGACGGGCUGGUCAAGCCGACUAUAGCAAGCGUCCGUGGGAUAUAAGCUGCUCACGCUAUUAUUUCUUCCCUUGUCUUAAAGAUACGUCAAAGUGAGACUCUAUGACAGCACUGCUCCGUCUCUAUGGUUUAUAGAGCCACUGAUACAACUUUACCCUCCUGGAUACACGAGAACGUACGCAAUAGAAACCUUUGGUAGAAAUUUAUUCAUCCUUCAGUGGAUGUUCGUUUGUUAAGGAUGAUUUUUGCAAAUUCUGGACACACGUUGAGGACGUCGCAUAAUCGUAAACAGCCCCCUGUUGGCCCCGCCUUCCACCCGAUGGCUCCGCCCAGUCCUGGCACCAACAGCAGCACCAAUCACAGCAGCAGCAGCAGCAGCACAGCCGGCUGGGAGCAGCUCAGUAAAACGAACCUCUACAUUCGUGGUUUACUGCCAACUACCACUGACCAUGACCUGGUCAAGCUCUGCCAGCCAUAUGGAAAAAUCGUAUCAACCAAGGCCAUCUUAGACAAAACCACGAACAAAUGCAAAGGUUAUGGCUUUGUAGACUUUGACAGCCCUGCUGCUGCUCAGAAAGCCGUCAGCGCUCUGAAGACCAGCGGAGUUCAGGCACAGAUGGCAAAGCAACAAGAGCAGGACCCCACUAACCUUUACAUAUCUAAUCUGCCGCUGAGCAUGGACGAACAGGAGUUAGAGGCCAUGCUGAAGCCCUUCGGACAGGUCGUGUCCACACGCAUACUGCGGGACACCAACGGGGCCAGCCGAGGGGUCGGAUUCGCAAGGAUGGAGUCGACAGAGAAAUGUGAAGCUGUCAUCUCUCACUUCAACGGGAAAUAUCUCAAAACCCCAGCUGGAGUUAUGGCCCCAUCAGAGCCCUUGCUGUGCAAGUUUGCGGACGGAGGCCAGAAGAAGCGUCUGAGUCAAAAUAAAUAUGCGCAGAACGGACGAGCCUGGGCCAGAGAUGGAGAGACCAGACUUACUGGAAUGACACUCACAUACGACCCAAACACAGCUGCUAUGCAAAAUGGAUUCUAUCCCACUGCCUACAGUAUUACAAACAGAAUGAUGACACAGACCCCACUUUCUCCUUACAUCUCUCCUAUGUCCACAUACCAGGUACAGAAUCCAUCCUGGGUCACCCAUCAGCCCUACAUCAUGCAGCAUCCGGGAGCAGUGUUAUCGCCCUCUAUAGAUCACUCCAUGUCUCUGCAGCCUGCGUCCAUGAUGAAUCCUCUCACUCAGCAGAUGAGUCACCUCUCUAUGGGCAGCGCAGGAACGUAUAUGACAGCGAGUCCAGCUCUCCAGGGGCCGUACAUCCCUCAAUACUCUCACAUGCAGACCACCACCGUCUCAGUAGAGGAGAACAGUCCACAACCUCAGGUGGAAUCGUCCAGUGAUCAUUCACCGUAUACCUAUCAGCAGGCCAAGUGAUGAAGAGGGUUCCCGGGGUUCGAGAGAACGAAAGGAGACGACUGCUAAAUCAAUAACAGCUUCCUCUGAAGCACCGGCUCUACCGAUGAAUCGACUUUUUGCACAGGUUCUACGAUGAGUUCCUCGGUUUUUAUAAUAAAACUACUUCAACUAUUUUGGUAUAAGUUCCAUUCAAGGAUUCAUUUCAUCAGAGGAUGCUAACAAAGAGAAAACAAAAUGGGAAGAAAAAGAAAAGUUUUAUUUUACUAAGGAAACAACGCUUAUUUUUUACCAAGGACCGUCACGUAGAUGCAGGAACUUCAUCAUCAUGGAGAUUCUUCUUAUUUUUAUGAUUUCAGAUUAGUUUUUUCUCUUUCUCUCUCUUCUUUUGUACUGAAACAGACGUUUGUUUUUAGAGAUUUAUCAGCCGGACAUCCUGAGAAAGAUGCGUUUGUGCUUGCGGUGUGAGUGUUGUUGAUGUGUUUUUGUCGUGUGCUUCAUCUUUUCGGUCUGACCAAUCUGUCCGUCUUUUACGAUUUGCCUUAAACUCUUUCCCGUACAGCAGCCGAAGAAAAGCCGUCCGGCCGCUGCCUUGUAAAUCAGCUGAAUAGGGCUUUUUUAGCAUCUCGCAGAG